ACAGACCACACUGAAUCAGAACCAAACAGGAACCAAGUCAUCUUCCAGGAAGCUGCUGAAGCUGAGAACCAAAAUCAAGAAAGACGAAAACCUUUCUCAAGUGUCAUCUGUGAAAAGCGUUUGGCUUUCAAAUCUGUUUUUGAUGCUCUUAUGAGAACUCAUACGGGUGAAAAGCCGUUUUCAUGUGUGAAGUGUGGAAAGAGUUUUAUUCAAAAACAUGAUUUAACUCGUCAUGUGAUGAUUCAUACUGGUGAAAAGCCGUUUUCAUGUGUGAAUUGUGGAGAAUGUUUUCGUCAAAAACAGUAUUUAACUAAGCAUAUGAUGAUUCACACGGGUGAAAAGCCGUUUUCAUGUGUGACCUGUGGAAAAAGUUUUAGUCAAAAACAUGUUUUAACUCAGCACAUGAUGAUUCACACUGGUGAAAAGCCGUUUUCGUGUGUGAACUGUGGAAAGAGAUUUAGUCGAAAACAGGAUUUUACUCAGCACAUGAAUAUUCACACAGGUGAAAAGCCGUUUUCAUGUGUGACCUGUGGAAAAAGUUUUAUUCGAAAACAGGAUUUAACUCAGCACAUGAUGAUUCACACUGGUGAAAAGCCGUUUUCAUGUGGAAAUUGUGGAAAAAGCUUUUGUCAAAAACAAAAUUUAAUUCGGCACAUUAGGGGUCACACUGGUGAAAAGCCGUUUUCAUGUGUGACCUGUGGAAAAAGUUUUAUUCGAAAACAGGAUUUAACUCAGCACAUGAUGAUUCACUCUGGUGAAAAGCCGUUUUCAUGUGUGACCUGUGGAAAAAUUUUUAGGCAUAAAUCGGCUUUAACUCAGCACAUGAUGAUUCACACAGGUGAAAAGCCGUUUUCAUGUGUGACCUGUGGAAAAAUUUUUAGGCAUAAAUCGGCUUUAACUCAGCACAUGAGGAUUCACACUGGUGAAAAGCCGUUUUCAUGUGUGACCUGUUUAAAAAGUUUUAGUAAUAAACAUUGUUUAACUAAGCACAUGACGCGUCACACAGUUGAAAAGCUGUAGAAGUAUGUUCCAUAAAUGUCCUAUGUUGUAUUUGUUAAAUGUGAUCAUUUUGAUCUUCACAUUUGGUUACUUAGAGAUGUUCAACCAUGACACAUUUUCCUUCAUUGAUGUUUUAUUUUUCUGGUAUAUUCUGUAUCAAAAAACAAUAAUGAUA
This is a messenger RNA of Xiphophorus maculatus (southern platyfish), 1174 nucleotides long. Its product is annotated as gastrula zinc finger protein XlCGF8.2DB-like. Gene Ontology annotation, cellular component: nucleus. The coding region runs from base 151 to 1020 and encodes 289 amino acids. Gene Ontology annotation, molecular function: DNA-binding transcription factor activity, RNA polymerase II-specific; RNA polymerase II cis-regulatory region sequence-specific DNA binding. Gene Ontology annotation, biological process: regulation of transcription by RNA polymerase II. The record is from RefSeq and is a predicted model, not a curated record. Lineage: Eukaryota; Metazoa; Chordata; Actinopteri; Cyprinodontiformes; Poeciliidae. The transcript has a single exon.